GCCCGUAUACCAGGACCUAAUCAUCCUCACGCUGACACUAUUCUUGUUUGGUCUCAACCGAAUGAUCGACUUUCCACGCCCCGACGAUCCCGAAUUCAAAAGGGUGCUUGAUGUUCUUCAAAGUAGAAUUCUUAAGAUCUACAGCAAACUUUGGGACAUUAGGUCGCCUUUCUUGGUCUCCAAAGUCGCCUGCAAGACCUCAGACCUUGCCAAAUAUUCAUUUCAUGAGCACCUGUACAAGAUGGCUGGUGCAACAAGCAAAUUACUCGAAGAGUAUAGACGCGUCACUGUCAAUCACACGAACUCUCGAAUACCCCAUGUAUUGCUCCUCAUAUGGAUACACAACUCAGAACAAAGGAUACGAAGUCAAGCCCUCUCGCGCUCACCGAUGAUAAUGGAACCGGACACCCAGUCGUGGGCUGCAUUCUUUCGCUCGAUUUCCCGUGGAUGCACCAGUCGCGACCAUGUGCAUAGGGCUAUGCUACGAGAUUUGAAGGAUCGAGCCGUUACCGGUCACAACCUAUUCUCUGUCGCAUCGAUUUUGAUGUCACGACCUCCAGACAAUGACAAGUCCCCGCUCGAGACCUCGUCCGAACUGCAGCUCGUGCUACACAGUCUAGCUGCCGCUCGCCGCCAGGUGUGCUUGGGAGACCAUAACGAUGUGUACCACAUCAACGUCAUUAUCACAAUGCUGGGCUUUACAACGCGCGAUGCAACAAUACAACCCAUGUCUGACUCGCACAUAUAUGGAUUCCUCGGCUUGCUAAGCCAUUGCUGCAUGGUCCACAUAGAACUUGAAGGCGAUGAACACGGGUUCGAAAGGCUCAGUACGUACGGAACUACCAG
Molecule: messenger RNA, 846 nt
Organism: Phanerochaete carnosa HHB-10118-sp
Lineage: Eukaryota; Fungi; Basidiomycota; Agaricomycetes; Polyporales; Phanerochaetaceae
Exons: 3
Source: RefSeq, a predicted model, not a curated record